GACAUUUCUUGAGGGCGCGGUGGGUAUCGGGAAGACAAAGGGCGACCAAGAACCUCUUUGCGUUUGUUGCUCGACAGCAAAUCUUCAAGAACAGAUUCAAGUAAACGAUGGUUGUUCCAGCUAUUCGGACUCCGCUGUCUUCUGCGCUGGUGGUGUCCCAACGCCAGGCAGCAUGUAUAGGGAUUGGGGCCGUCGGUGCUUCGUCACCUGCCCUUGUUCAGCAAUCCCGCUCCUUCACUCAAACGCCCCCGUCCGAGUCUAUCUCUCAGAUUGUUGCCCAAAUGCGCGCAAAAGGUGGACCUACCUCUUUCAACGAUGCGGACGUCAAGAAGCACCUACAGCCUGUCAACCCCUAUAAUCUUCCAAAGGUUGCCAAUAAUGCCGCUGAGUGGGCGCUUACGACCAUUGACGGAUUAAUCAACUGGACUCGUACUUCUUCCAUUUGGCCCAUGACCUUUGGUUUGGCGUGUUGCGCUGUCGAGAUGAUGCACAUGGCUGCGGCUCGGUAUGACCAGGAUCGAAUUGGUAUUGUCUUUCGUGCUUCUCCUCGUCAAUCAGAUGUGAUGAUUGUGGCUGGGACUCUGACGAACAAGAUGGCCCCCGCGCUCCGAAAGGUUUACGAUCAAAUGCCCGAGCCUCGCUGGGUUAUCUCUAUGGGCAGUUGCGCCAACGGAGGUGGAUACUAUCACUACAGUUACGCAGUGGUCAGGGGUUGCGAUCGUAUUGUGCCGGUGGAUGUGUAUGUACCGGGUUGCCCGCCCACGGCUGAAGGAUUAUUGUACGGUGUUCUCCAGUUGCAGAAAAAGAUGCGGAGGGAGCGUGUGACCAGAAUGUGGUACAGGAAAUAAGCAAGACAUAUAUUUGAAGCAAUACAACACGAGCGGACUUUGAUUACACAUUUAUAGGAUACUAGCUUGUACCCGUACCAAAUCCGCUGAAUUUAUGUAAAUGAAAAACAUUGAUCAUACCCAAACAAUGCGUCUCGUUCUCGGAUAACAAACAGAGGAUUCUAUUGUUCAAGGGUGACCGUACACUUCCGUAUCAGCCAGGAAUAUAUAUUAUUUUUAAUCUCGCGA
Messenger RNA from Spizellomyces punctatus DAOM BR117, 1076 nucleotides. Its product is annotated as NADH-ubiquinone oxidoreductase 19.3 kDa subunit, mitochondrial. The transcript has 2 exons. Bases 108 to 848 code for a protein of 246 amino acids. Gene Ontology annotation, molecular function: 4 iron, 4 sulfur cluster binding; quinone binding; NADH dehydrogenase (ubiquinone) activity. NCBI's taxonomy places the organism in Eukaryota, Fungi, Chytridiomycota, Chytridiomycetes, Spizellomycetales, Spizellomycetaceae. Gene Ontology annotation, biological process: electron transport coupled proton transport; aerobic respiration; mitochondrial respiratory chain complex I assembly. The record is from RefSeq and is a predicted model, not a curated record.